CAGAAUAGCGAAGAGGACUCGCCAUUAGAGAGACCCGUCUCAGCAAACUCCUCCGAAAGGGAUCGUCUUCUGAACUCCGAAGACGCUCAGAUUUUCCUUCGCCGAUAUCAUGGGGGUGAUAGAGGUGGAACCACCGAACCCAGUCAGGUACAUCAUCGGAGCGGCGAUCAUGAUCAUCGGAGUGGUCUUACCCGUCGGUUACAUGAUGCUCCGUAACAAGCGCGUCCCUUCUUCUUCCUCUUACUCCAAACAGACGUAGGAACAAAGUUUUGAUAUAAAGGUAUAGGAAACUGAGAGCUUCGGAUUCAAUUCCUGGUUAUUAGGCAGUUGUGAAGAUGGAAACCACAAAGGCGUUGAGUGAUCUACAGAAGUAACAAAUGUAAAUCGCAAUUUGAACUCUGAUUUGUGUUGAAUGUGUUGUUCAGGAAUUCAAUUCAAUUUACUGGAUGAUAUGCUUGUCCGUAGGAUCCUCUCUUUUGAUUCAAUUUUGUCCAUAUUUUCCUAUUCAUUUACCCUUGGAUGAAAACAAUCGUUUGUUCUUUUU
Morus notabilis is the source of this 544-nucleotide messenger RNA. RefSeq lists its product as uncharacterized. Gene Ontology annotation, cellular component: Golgi apparatus. Lineage: Eukaryota; Viridiplantae; Streptophyta; Magnoliopsida; Rosales; Moraceae. Bases 110 to 259 code for a protein of 49 amino acids. The record is from RefSeq and is a predicted model, not a curated record. The transcript has 3 exons.